AUGGGCUCAGUUAUGUCUCCUGGUCGCGGAGGGGGCGUAGGUUUCAGAAGGCUCCGAGAGGUAUAUUCAGCUUUCUCUUGCAAAUUAUGGUGGAGUUUUCGAGCUGGCUCCUCACUAUGGGCAGAAUUUAUGCGGGCAAAGUACUGCAAAGGUCUCCAUCCGGGCCAGGUGGAGAUGAGGCCGCACGACUCGCCAGCAUGGAGAAGAAUGUUAAAUAUAAGUCGGCAGGUGGAACUAUCCAUGGUAUGGUUGGUGAAUGGGGGAACGUGCAAUUUUUGGUUUGACAAUUGGAUGGGGAGUGGAGCUCUAUGUCUGAAAACUACGGCAACUCCAGGGCUCAACUUCAAGGAUUUUAUUGCAAAUGGCGUUUGGGACGUGAAUAGGUUGGGCCAGCAUGUGACACAAGAGCAGCUUCAUCAGAUCUUACGGUACCCGGUCCCAUCAAGUGAAAGUAACGAUGAAGUCAUUUGGCGACUGACGGCGUCGGGGAAAUUCACGCUAGCUUCCACUUUUCAUGAUAUCCGGCAAGCUGGAAACACCUCGGUACUCCAUUCACAGGUUUGGCAUCCUCAGAUUCCUUUGAAAAUUUCCUUUUUCAUGCUUCGCUUACUAGGGGAUAGGUUGCCCUUAACUGCGGUGUUGUGGAGGGUGGGGGUCCAGUUGGCUUCUAAAUGCCUAUGUUGCCCAGAGGGGGCGGCUGAGCAAGUUGAGCAUGUUUUCUCGGAGGGGCAAGUUGCGCAGGAAGUAUGGGACUAUUUCGGUCGGCUUUGUGGGGUUGUGCGGAGAGGCUCAACUCUACGGGCUUGGCUAAUGGCUUGGUGGAUGGCGGCACCUAGGUCAGACAAAUGUUAG
Molecule: messenger RNA, 852 nt
Organism: Coffea arabica (coffee)
Lineage: Eukaryota; Viridiplantae; Streptophyta; Magnoliopsida; Gentianales; Rubiaceae
Source: RefSeq, a predicted model, not a curated record